CCAGGAAGGAAAACGAGCCCAUUAGAAUCGGCACUGGGCUCAUAUGAGGCAGGACAGCGAGAGAACCGUGAAGAACUUCUUCCACAAAGAGAUAAAAGCAGCAGGAUUGUGCUCCUGCUCCUCUUCCUCCUCUUCCUCCUCUUCCUCCUCUUCCUCCUCUUCCUCCUCUUCCUCCUCUUCCUCUUCACCUGUGGCUCGCGCGCGUAUAAUCCUCAUUCAUUUCCUUUUCUUUGUCCCCCCGCCCUCCCCUGGCAAUAAGGGAGGGUCGAUGGUAAAGAUAAGAGCUCGAGGUAGCGGAAGACUUUUCUCAGAAGUCAUUCAACCUGAGCAGUCGAGAUCGUAAUCGUCUGCUGAGACAGCUUUCUGAUGAACUUUCCAGAGCCCCUGCUGUCAAAGGAAAUCUACCUGUGAGAGGGAGAAAAAUAAGCUUAUUUAAACUACAUGUGUGAGAAGCAGACGGGAAUCUGAAGAAAUGCAAAUCAGUGUGAACAGUUUGAGAAUGAACUUUGUCUCUUUCAGCUAAUGGACGUCUCCAGGCUUCUGCUGUCCGUCGUCAUGGUGAUGUCCACGUCUGAUGGGAGAUCAGAAGCAUCAGAUUCUUCCUGCUUCAACCUGGACCAGGAUAGAUAUAAAGUUAUUAAAGGUGAAGCGUUUUAUUAUGUGCCCUUGGACCUGGAUGACCCCAACCUGCCUGAUGCAAACAUCACGUGGUACAAAAACGGGUCAAAGGUCAUGAAUAUCACCACAGACGAGACACACAGGAUCCAUUACCAUGGAGGAGCUCUGUUUUUCUUAAACAUCAGUGCUAACGAUGCUGGUCACUAUUCUGCCAGGCACAUUGAGGCAUCAGGUGAAUGUUUCUACUAUCAUGUGAAGAUCGAGGUCUUCGAUGAAACAAGUCGAGAGAAUCUGACCUAUGGAUCCAUCCGAAACUCUGACCAGAACAAAAACAUUCCUUGUCCGCAGCCUGUUAAAGACACAUGCAAAACAUUUAACGGGAACUUCACCUGGUUCAAGGGUAAGAAUCUGAUUCCCGGUCAACACAAAGAAAGGCUGUGGGUAAAUGAUGCAACAAAAGACGAUGAGGACAUUUACACCUGCUUAUGUACCUGGACUCACAACCACAAGGUGUACAACUCUUCUGGUUCCAGGAGACUUGUUGUUCUCGACCCACCCUGCUUUCCAAAUGUAACAAUUGUUUCUCCAAGCAGCAAGGAGCAGUUGGCUGAUGAAGGCUCCAGCGUGAAGCUGAACUGCACCGUUUACUGUGGGAUCAAUGCAGCGCGGGACUGUGAGGCCACAUGGCUGAUUAAUGGAAACCCAGCAACGCAGAUGGACGGAUACAACGAAACCACCAAAUUACAGAUCGAGGAUCCUUCAAAGAGAACCUUCUCCACAGCCACCCUGACCAUCCAAAGGGUUUCAGUCAAAGAUUUCCAGCAUGAGUUUAAGUGUCAGGGCUCAGGAUUUUAUACAGUAAACUCUGCAACUUUAACUCUGAAGCAAAGAGAGUCCAUCAUUCCCCUCAUCAUUUCAGGGACGUGUGUGUUGCUGGUUGCUGUGUUCGCCGCUGUGCUGGUGAAAUAUUUUGCCAUUGACCUCGCUCUGUUGUUCAGGCCCUACUUCCCUCCAGGAAGACAAAAUAAAGAUGUGAAGAUGUACGACGCCUACGUUGUUUAUCAGACACAGAGCUUAGACAAGGAGACAGAAGACAAGCUGUCCAACUUUGUCACAAAGUCUCUGCCCUCGGUUCUUGAAGACAAGUGUGGAUAUCGACUCUUCAUCCAGGGAAGAGACGACAUACCGGGGGAAGAUCGUGUGGAGCUGGUGGAGAGCUGCAUUAAGCAGAGCAGGAGGCUGAUGGUCAUCCUGACACCAGGAUCAGGACCUGAGAUGGUGGAAAAUCCCACCUCAGACCAAACCUCAGUGAUUGGAUUUGACUGGCAGGUUGGGCUUCACCACGUUCUGGUACAGAGGGAGAUGAGUGUGAUUCUGAUUCAGCUUGGAGAGAUGGGUCCACGAGGUUACGCGCAUCUUCCUCCAGGUCUGCAGCACCUGAUCCGUCAGAGCGCCCCCAUCAGGUGGUCGAAGGGCUCACAGACAGCCUCCAAGUGGAACUCGCGCUUCUGGAAGAGAGUGCGAUAUCUGAUGCCAGCCAGACCCGCCAGGAAACGAGAUUUGUCUCCUGUCAUCUAAAACCGCUGAGCUUUGAAAUGUGAUUAUGGAAAAUGAAAGUGAAAUGACGAACGGACUCGCUACAAUGAAUAAAGAUGAAGGACUUUAUUAGGAGGGCAGUAAAUUUUAGUUCUACUUUAACUCUUCCAAUGUAAGGUGUAUGUUACAGAAUCUGUUAAGCAUCUUGUAUGACAAGAGCUGUCUCACAGACAGAGUUGUGUAGUAACUGGUUACAUUUACUUAAGUAACUUUUUGGAAAAUUUAGGAAUGUUUUUACUACGCUGUACUUUCUACUUUUACUUGAGUAAUUUUAUUGUGAAGUAUUUCUGCUCCUACUUGUAGCAUUUCUGGAUUUUAUACCUACUGAAUGAAAAACAAACAUGUUAUAACCAAAAGAAAAAAAAUCACCAGACACAAACCUGACGUUUCUGUUAAAGUUUAAUCAGUUUUUUAUUGAAAGAAACUUGAUUUGGAAACAUUUUUCUUUUGCCUAUUUUUGUUACUUAUGUAAAUUAUUGUCAUUUAGGUCAUAAAAAUACCAAACUUUCCACUUAAUAUGUCAUCAGACAUAUUCCUUACUGUGACUUAGUGUUGACAUAGAUUCUCAAUCAUUCAGGACAACUGGAUUCUUCUUUCUGUUUCCUGAAGAAGCUUCACUUUUCACUCAAAAACUUUCUUCCAGUUGAUCACUGGUUGGGAAUAAGUCAUUUUUGGGACACUUGUAUUAAAAAGGCCAUUAUGAUCACAGGAGUCACUGACCCACUCAUCCACCCAGCGAGUCAGAGCUUUCAUUGCCUCAUAUGAAAUGCCGCCCAUUGUGGACGAUGAGAAGAGUUUUGGUCGUGUGUUGCAAUGUCUGAUUGAUUGUGAAACUGCCGAGGGGAAAAAAGUCAAGGCUGCACUGUACAGUGCCUCAGAAAUGUGUUCAAACGCCUUGAAUCUUUCAACAUCACAAACUUUGGGUUUAUUUUAAUGUUAUGUCUUAGUGUUGCCUUCUCAACAGCCCUAAACACAGGAGGGUUUAGAUAAAAACAAACCCAUGUGUUGCAGCGGCCCAGUCAAAGUCCAGACCCAGGAGUCUUUGGCAAGGUUUGAAAGUGUGAAAUGCAACGAGAAGAAUUAAAUUUUCCCAGCCGAAGACUUUAAUCUGAAAUCGGAGCAAAUAGUUCAUCGGGUGUGAAAGUCCUUGUGUCUGCAAGUCAUUUGUAAUAUUUUAUAACAUUGUAAUCAAUGGUUUGUGGUGUUAAAUAAAAACCAAACCUAUUAAGGAUCAAUUUCUUUUUGCUGAGGUUUCAAAGAAGAUAUUAAUCAGCUUUUCGGAGUUUGCAAAAUUCUAAAUAAUCUCUUCUAUCCCCACAGCCCAUAUUUGUUGCUGUGACGGCUGGCAAACCAAGUCAAAUAAUCUCUGAAUCAGUUUCAUGUGGUGCAGACUGUGUGGUGAGAACAUUUCUGCUAAAAGGUUCUUACCACACAGUCUGUGGUUUAACAAGAGGCUGAAAAAUUUGAUAAACUACCCUAUUUACUCCAUUGCUGCAAUCCACGAGGUAGGAAAAUAAAAAUAAACUUGUGUGUGCACAUAAAAAUAGAUUGUGUGUUUCAUAUCUGGCAUGUAUGCUUUUUACCGUUACCACUGUGUGUUGGUUCGUUAAUUAAAUCUUGAAGGUUGACGCUUGUGGCUGUUACAGCUUGUCUAAUGUGAAGUUCCUCAAAGCUCUGUUCUGGGUCCUGCCUUGUUUUUAUUGUAUAUGCUGCCUUCUCCAGGUCAGGGGGAGUGUCCUGCCCCAAGUGGAGGAGUUCAAGUAUUGCUUUUUUUCUGUUGCUUUUUUAAAAGCUUUUAAA
Molecule: messenger RNA, 4014 nt
Organism: Gambusia affinis (western mosquitofish)
Lineage: Eukaryota; Metazoa; Chordata; Actinopteri; Cyprinodontiformes; Poeciliidae
Gene: il1rl1
Product: interleukin 1 receptor-like 1
Exons: 12
Coding region: 523-2196 (557 amino acids)
Biological process (GO): signal transduction
Source: RefSeq, a predicted model, not a curated record